Messenger RNA from Esox lucius (northern pike), 3107 nucleotides. RefSeq names its product autophagy related 4C, cysteine peptidase (gene atg4c). The record is from RefSeq and is a predicted model, not a curated record. Bases 401 to 1843 code for a protein of 480 amino acids. The transcript has 11 exons. Lineage: Eukaryota; Metazoa; Chordata; Actinopteri; Esociformes; Esocidae. Gene Ontology annotation, molecular function: protein-phosphatidylethanolamide deconjugating activity.
UGUUAUAUAGAUGUCUUUGAACGAAUAUCGGAUAUGUGUUGUUACACUGGAGACUGAACCCAAAGCUUAACCGUGACAGACCGCUAGAUAGCUAACGACCCGUUACUUGAAAGCUAAACCACUAAAUAAUUAACUGUCUGGCUGUUGUACUACUAGCUACUAACAUUAGCUGGCUUUAUGUUUGCGUUCAUUGCAAGUGAUUUACUAGAUAGCUAUAUAUUUGUACGUAACGUUGUUAUCUGACAGUCGGCAACAUUUGUCUAAUAUAAUAUUGCAAGGCCGUUGUCUGUUAAUUGACUAAAUGUCUGGUCUUUUCACUUUUCCAUUCAAAUGAAGCCUUUCAGAAAGACAGUUCGGUUGUAAGUCACGCUGGGAUGGGUUCAAUUCCCUGUCGGUCAAAAUGGAAAAUAAGGGGACUGAUGAGGUGGAGAAGUUGAAGACAAAGUUCUUGUCAGCAUGGCACAAUGUGAAGUACAACUACAGUAUUUACCAAGAAUUGGUAUUACAGUCUGAUUCAUUAGGUUGGGCGUUGAAGUCAAAAACCUACUUCAGUCGAAAUUCCCCGGUGUUCCUCCUGGGAAAAUGCUAUCAUUUUAAAGCUGAAGAUGAGCAUAGCUCCACAGAGAGCAGCAGCACCGAGGCCUGUGCUGCGUCCCCUGCCACGGGAGGGGGCGUAGAGGCCUUCCGGAGGGACUUUGCUUCCCGUCUGUGGCUGACCUACAGGGAGGAGUUCCCUGCGCUGCCCGGUUCCUCCCUGACCUCUGACUGUGGCUGGGGCUGUAUGCUGAGGGCGGGACAGAUGAUGCUGGCUCAGGCCCUCGUAUUGCAUUUCCUGGGCAGAGACUGGACGUGGUCGGAGUCUUUGAGCCUUCAGCCCUUGGACACAGAGACUUGGACCACCACUGCAGCCAAGCGCCUGGUGGCCAGCCUGGAGGCGUCACUGCAGGGGGAGAGGCCUUCAGACCCAGGGCCGCCACUCCACGCCCUGGGGGCUCACGGGGGCGCAGAGGAGGCCGACACGCACCUUAGGGAGGUCUACCACCGCACUCUGGUGUCAUGGCUAGGGGACACCCCCCAGGCUCAGCUGGGGGUCCACAGGUUGGUGGAGCUGGGCCUGGCGUCGGGGAAACAGGCAGGGGACUGGUAUGGCCCUGCCGUGGUGGCACACAUCCUCAGAAAAGCUGUAGAGAAGGCAACAGACCCAGGGCUGGCAGGAAUAACCUCUUAUGUCUCCCAGGACUGUACAGUGUACAGUGCUGAUGUCAUGGACAGCCACCGGUCGUGGUUGGCUGGGGACGCGGAUGCCCCGCCCCUUUCGGACACCCGGGCGGUCAUCAUCCUGGUGCCGGUCCGUCUGGGGGGAGAGAAGAUCAACCCGGAGUAUUUCAACUUCGUCAAGGGCAUACUGAGUCUGGAGUACUGCAUCGGCAUCAUCGGAGGAAAGCCCAAACAGGCCUGCUACUUUGUGGGCUUCCAAGAUGACAGCUUGAUUUACAUGGAUCCUCAUUACUGUCAGUCUUUUGUGGAUGUCAGCACUAGCCAUUUCCCUCUGCAGUCAUAUCAUUGCCCAUCACCAAAGAAGAUGCCUUUCAGUAAAAUGGACCCAAGCUGUACCAUAGGCUUCUACUCUAGAAAUGUCCAGGAUUACGAACGAAUCAGUCAAGAAUUGUCCAAGGUGCUGCAGCCGUCAGCGAAGGAGAAAUACCCCGCAUUCACUUUCAUGCAAGGUCACCGAAGAGAUUACAACCUUUCAGCUGCCCUGACCCCGGAGAAGAGGGAAUGGCCCUUCAUCCGUGACCCGCGGACAACGGCCGCCACCUCGGGAGACUUUGUGCUGCUCUGAAGGCUUACGCCAAGGGCAAAGGUCGCGGUCAGAGACUUAUCAGCGACCGGCUAAGUGACGUUACCACAGACUGACUGAAACAGGGUUAACCCGAGGCCAUUGCUGUAACGACUGGACCUAUCAUGACCUCGGACAUUUUAUGGAUGCCUUAUGGAUCCUAUAGAUAGUCCGCUAUUAUUUCAGACACAAAAAAAAAAACACAUCCACUAUGUGUUCCUGUUCUCAGCCCAGCAUUCAUGGUUUAAUUAGCAAAAGUGAAAAUCAUUUCAAUUGUUCGCCUAUACUGUCGGUAGCUGCUGUUGGUUUUUCCUGGGCCGAUGUGACGUGUAACAUUGGGAAACGGAUCGAAUUGCCAAGGUCCCUACGAGGGGUAUGAUGGUGUACUGUCUUAUACACUGCAUUAUUAACACUGCUGGAGAAUUGGGUGCCUUGUCUUUUCAGAAGAGGAAUUCUCAGCCAAUGUAGCCUUUUUGGAAACGAGUGUUGCGCUACAGGAGCGGGUGGUCCUCAGAGAGUAUGUGAGGAUGGAUAUCACUGUGUUUCUGUAGCUGGGCCUUAUACCAUGCUAAUGUGGGAGACUUCCAUUGACAUAUUGAGCAAUACUCAGAAACCACCCAAUGUUUUAUCGGUUAAAGAGGUUGUUCGGUAUAAUGUUUUAUAUUAGGAGGAGUUGAUGUUGCCAUAUCAUUUCAGGACAUUUUUUUUUUUUUUACAGUGCUAGGUUAUUUAAGCAUUUAUGAUUAUUGUCCUGAAACGGUACUUUGGUUUAUGACGUGCAUUGUUUUUUUCUUCUCAAAGCAAAUUGCAUUUGUCAUAAUGGGAAGGUUUGUCACUGUCAAAGUCUGUGGGGGUGAUGGUUACCAUAGUUGGUUUUAUUAUGAAUUCACUAAUAACAAACUUAAAACACACUAUAACAGCAUACUAAAUUAACUAAAAUAGUUUAAUCAUAUUGUUUAAAAAACCUUUGUAGAAUCCACAGUUUUAUAUUUGGGUUAAAAAUAAGUUUAAAUGGAAUUGAACUGUUGUACCAAAGGCUAAGAUCUUGCUUCACAAUCAGCCUCUCAACUGUAAAUUCAUAAAGACAGCAAAAUUCUACCUGUGUUACCAAAUGUUGGCAAAAUUCAUCUCUUUAUCACGAUAUUGAUUCUCACACGUCUGUGCAGCAAAGUAGAAUAAAGUCAUAAAACCUUUUUUAGAUUUUCUGUGCGCCUAUCUACGCUGUUCGAAAUCAUUAAAGAGAGAGAUGGCUCUGGAAAAAAACAAA